Molecule: messenger RNA, 468 nt
Organism: Daldinia loculata
Lineage: Eukaryota; Fungi; Ascomycota; Sordariomycetes; Xylariales; Hypoxylaceae
Exons: 1
Coding region: 1-468 (155 amino acids)
Source: RefSeq, a predicted model, not a curated record
AUGGCAUCCCUAGCCCCCAUCAUCCCUCCUAUCCUCCUUCUCUACACGGCACCAUGCCGUGCGCAAGGCCUAGGCGAACACGAUACCCCCGUACCAGAGGACUUCCCCAAAGCAUUCAUCACCGCCAUGGCCGUGGCCAUCGUCAGCGUGGUGCUGCUGCUCACGCUAGUCUGCGUGCUCGCCCACUCCUGGCAGUACAUCCUAUGCCGGCACGGGCGGGCGACGUCCUCGGGUGUGCCAGAGCGCUGGUUCGGCCCAGUAUUCGAGUGGCCGCAGCAGCUGCGCCCGCUGUCGAGGAGUAGUUACAGGCAGAGGAGGAAGAACCGCCGACGGCUGCGGGACAGGAUUAGGAUGAGGAUGGGAUGGGGGGAUAAAGGGGUGGUGGGUGUGGGUAUGGAUGUGGGUGUGGGACAAGCAGAGAGGGCAGACCUGGUGGUGGGAGGGGGGAGCCGUAAUAUGGGCUGGUAA